AUGUUCACAAGUCAAAAGCUAAACGAAGCAAAUGAAGGUAUCAGCGUGUUCCUUUGUUGGUUUCUGAAAACCAAUACCCCACAGAUCUUCCUGCUGGACGACUGCUGGAAACUCCCAGCAUUCAUUGCGGAACAUCAGCAAGAUCUCACCGCUGAAUAUGUACACCUCUCUGCAUCUCAAAAGGAACAACUCAGGCACCAUGUCCUCAAUUUACGCAAGAACCGCAUCAAAAUUGUGCGUUCAAAUCCAAAGGCAUUACAAAAACAAGUCAAUGCAAUGUUUGAGAGCAUGGAACAAGAAUGGCAAAAUAUCACGGCUAGAACAGGAGUCGAGGGUUUCUACGUUGCCGUUUGUGGGGACGUUGAGCACUUUCACGAGUCGAAUAUUUUUUACACACCUAAGGCGAAGUCUUUCAUCAAGGAAAUCACCCAUCUAGACCCAAAGCGCUUUGCACUGAAGUUUGAAUCAUGGGUAAUGGGGAACUUUGGUAAGCGUUCUAUGUCAAACCAAUAUUCAAGAGGGUCUCAGUGCCAAGAUGCGAUCAACACAAAAAACAACCUGUUGAAGAAGAAGAUCAAUAUGAACUAUGAUAACUACGAGAACAAAAUUGUCGAGAAGCACAGGAUCAUUCUUGAAGGGUGGACAUACAGACAAGUUCAAAAUCCUGGAAAGAUUGGGCACCGUGAAGAUCUAGUGACUCUCCUUAACGCGUUGGUGAAUGGCCGCUGUGUGUGGGUUAAACUGAGUGAACAAAAUUUGGAGCAGCGCAUGGAAAGCAACCGUGAGCGUGCCAAGAAUGGCGAGUCCAUCUACAAGCCUCGCAAGACCAUGAAAAAGAAUCCACCUGGUGCUGCUAAAAGUGCAGCAGUGAUUGAGGAUAGCGAUGUGUCCCAGGACGAGAGUGAGGAGGAAGUUGAGGGUGAGAUGCAGUCGGUGCAGGACCAUGGUGCAGCGGUCGAGGAGUAG
Molecule: messenger RNA, 966 nt
Organism: Suillus paluster
Lineage: Eukaryota; Fungi; Basidiomycota; Agaricomycetes; Boletales; Suillaceae
Exons: 4
Coding region: 1-966 (321 amino acids)
Source: RefSeq, a predicted model, not a curated record